GAAAAUGAGAUAGGGCACAACCAUAAGAGGGUACUUAUAAGCAAAGAAUCAAUUAGGGUUUUUCUUUAGCGCAGUCGCAGCCGGACGAAGAACAAUCUCAGAGAAGGCAAACUCCGUUCACAGCCGUCGAUAUGGGGCGACUCCACUCUAAAGGUAAGGGAAUCUCAGCAUCUGCUUUGCCGUACAAGCGUUCACCCCCGAGUUGGCUCAAGACAACCUCCCAGGAUGUUGAUGAAUCCAUUUGCAAGUUUGCAAAGAAGGGUUUGACUCCGUCUCAGAUUGGUGUCAUUCUCCGUGACUCUCACGGUAUCCCACAGGUGAAGAGUGUUACUGGAAACAAGAUUUUGAGAAUCUUGAAAGCUCAUGGUCUUGCUCCUGAGAUCCCUGAGGAUCUUUACCACCUGAUCAAGAAAGCAGUUGCUAUCCGCAAGCAUCUUGAGAGGAACAGGAAGGACAAGGACUCCAAGUUCAGGUUGAUUCUUGUGGAGAGCAGAAUCCACCGUCUUGCUCGUUACUACAAGAAGACCAAGAAGCUCCCUCCCGUCUGGAAGUAUGAAUCUACUACCGCAAGCACUCUUGUCGCUUAAGGAAUCAUAGAGCUGGUUAUAAAGUCUUUGAACUACAAUUUCUUUGCUGCAUUGCAACUCCAUUUCUAUGACAAUGGAUUUUGUAUCUGUUUUUAGUUUUUUUUCUGAUGAAUUACAACUUACUGUGCAAUUUUGAAUUUGAUGAGUACUAUGUGAUCUUUAAGCAUGACUA
This is a messenger RNA of Raphanus sativus (radish), 759 nucleotides long. Its product is annotated as 40S ribosomal protein S13-2. Gene Ontology annotation, molecular function: structural constituent of ribosome; small ribosomal subunit rRNA binding. The transcript has 5 exons. The record is from RefSeq and is a predicted model, not a curated record. Lineage: Eukaryota; Viridiplantae; Streptophyta; Magnoliopsida; Brassicales; Brassicaceae. Gene Ontology annotation, biological process: translation. Gene Ontology annotation, cellular component: cytosolic small ribosomal subunit; nucleolus; ribosome. The coding region runs from base 132 to 587 and encodes 151 amino acids.